Entrophospora candida is the source of this 1860-nucleotide messenger RNA. The record is from the annotation of a GenBank genome assembly. NCBI's taxonomy places the organism in Eukaryota, Fungi, Glomeromycota, Glomeromycetes, Entrophosporales, Entrophosporaceae.
AUGAUAAUAAGUUCUUGUACUUUUAAUGCAAUAUUAUGUUCUCCUGAUUUAGCUAGUGGAAAAUAUUUCGAUAGAGUUAUUACAAUUGUUUUAGAAAAUACUGAUUAUACUGAAGCAAUUGAAGAUAAAUAUUUAUCAUACUUGGCAAAUCAGGGAAUUUUAUUAUCAAAUUUUCAUGGAGUUUGGCAUCCUUCACAACCAAAUUAUAUUGCAAUGAUCCGUGGUUCAAAAGGUGGUGUCGUAAGUGGUGGAUUUGUAGGAGAAGUGUCAGAUGAUAAAUUAUAUUAUCGUAAACAUAAUCCUUUCAUUUCAAUGACCAAUAUUAGAACUAACCCAUCACUAAUUAGCAAAAUUGUGAAUGCUGAUCAAUUAAUAAAUGAUUUAUCAAAAAUUAAAAAUUAUGUUUAUAAUGAAGAUGGUAAGUAUUUAGGAAUUGGAUUCGGUGCGGAAAUUUUUUGUGGAUUAUCAUCACCACAAACACAUAAUAACAAUAAUAGUGACCUUAAAUUUUUUCUUGGUAAUUAUUGGAAAAAAAAUUUAUCAUCAUCUGUUAAUGAAGAUUUAUCAUUAAUUUUAAAUACUGAAAAUAAUAAAAAAAUCAAAAUCAAAAAAACUAAAAUUUUAAAUUCAAUUGGAUGUUUUGAAAAUACUUUAAAGUAUUCAAAUAUUUCAACUAUUGCAUACAUCAAAGAAAAUGAUGAUGAUGGCAAAAAGGAACCUGUGAUUAUUAAAUGCAAUAAUAUUGGAAAAUGCAAAGUUAUAUUGAGUGGAAUAGAUUUAUUUAAUAAUGAUUUAUAUUCAUUUGAUGAUAGAUUAUUAUUAUUAAAUUUAAUAUUUUCAGAACUUGAAGUAAAAUUUAAAGAUGACAAUGAUGAAUUUUUCAAUUUUAAAAAAUAUUUUAAUAUUCUUUGUAAUGAAAGAAGUUUAUUAAGUAAAGGUGACAACAAUUUAGAAUUUGGAUCUAUUUUAUUAUAUGGUGAAGUAGUAACAAGUACUCAAACAAUACUUGAAAGCAAUCUCAAAUUGAAAAAGGAAUUACCAAAUGGAUUUAUUUUUUUAACUAAUCGGCAAAUUCAAGGUCGUGGACGUGGUAAAAAUACAUGGAUUUCACCACUUGGUUGUUUACAAUUCUCUUUCACCUUGAAUCAUUACGACAAUCCUACAACUUCUGCAUCCGUAGUGUUCAUACAAUAUUUAUUAUCAUUAGCUAUAGUGGAAUCUAUUAGAACCAAAGAUGGUUAUGAGGAGAUUCCGUUAAGACUUAAAUGGCCAAAUGACAUUUAUGCAUUUAUUGAUGACAAUGAAUUUGUUAAAAUAGGUGGUGUACUGGUAAAUUCAAAUUAUAUUAAUAAAGAAUAUAAGCUGGUUAUUGGAUGUGGGCUUAAUGUAAAUAAUCAAUAUCCAACAAUUUCAAUUAACCAAUUGAUUGAGAUUUACAAUAAAAAAAACAAAAAUGCUGAAGAUUUGAAAUUAUUUUCACAAGAAGAACUUUUAGCUAUGAUAAUUGUAAAAUUUGAAUAUUUUUAUAAAGACUUUUGUAACUAUGGCAGAGGAUUUCGACCUUUCAUUGAUAUUUAUUAUAAAAGAUGGUUACAUGAGAAUCAAAUUGUAACAUUAGAAACUUAUAAUAACCAAAGAGCAAAAAUAAUUGGUAUAACUGAAGAUUUUGGAUUUUUAAAGGCAAUUUUAUUAGAUGGUAAUAGUGAUGAUGAUGAUAAUAAUAAUAUUAGUAUGAACAAUAGAAGCAGUAUUAGUAGUAGUAGUACCAGCAGUACUAGUAGCAGUACUAGCAAUAUUAUUACAUUACAACCUGAUGGAAAUAGUUUUGAUAUGAUGAAAAAUAUGAUUUAUAAAAAAUAA